CGGUAUCUCCCCACCGUCAACACGAGCUUCGGAGUCGCUCACACAUUCCGGGAAUCUAACAGUAAAAAAAGAAUCAGGGUCGUCAUGGAGACACCAAAAGAUCAUCAGAAAACAAACAUGUAACGAAAUCAGUCGACUCACAAAAGACGUUAAUCAGUUCAAAGCAUUCAAAGGACCCUGAUAAAAAGGCGGAUUCAAAGAAAUAUCCGGAUAAGUCGGAAAAGAUCGGUGAUGUGAAACAGGAACACAGUAAAGCUAAACAGCACGAUAGUAACAAAGAGAUGGCCGUGCCCAUGGCUUUGUCACCAAAUGGUCAGACUCAAGUGAAAGCUAAAUCAAAUUCUACUUCGCCUACACGCGUUCAUGUGGACAAACGCAAACCGAAUAAAGAUAUGUCUCCGUCACGAGCUGAAAAGGAUGUUGUUCUUCAUCAAUGUGAUAAGGGCAGUGACAAAUCAGAAGUAAUUAACAAAUCGGACGAUACAAUCGAGUCACCUAAGUGUAAGCAUAGUCAUGAUGGCGAAAAGGAAUGUAAACAAAAAGUGGCCCCUACUCUUACAACUGUCACCAUGACUUCCGGUCAAAGUGUUACGUCACCACAAUUGAGCCCGAAAUCCGCUCCGCCAAUCAACAGAGGUGGUUCUUCCCCGGAAACCAAUGCAGUACCCGUGACGUGUGAUACCCUCACAUCUACAACAUUUUCUCUGCCAUAUUAUCAUUCGAUUUAUUCACAUUCACAACCUAGUAUUCCUGAUGGGAAGAAAGUACAUGCGCCAACGUUUACACCGGAAAUAGGAACGUUACCAAGUGUGGUUGCCUUGACAACAAUGCCUGUUCAAACAACUGCGUGUGAUAUGAGAAUUAAGAAGGAAAGAGGUUCUUACUCCUGCUGUAAGGACAAAUGUGCUACUAGUGUGUCUCCCUGUGUUGUUACUCACCAGCCUUGUGUGUCUCCUUCAAAACCUGGUCAUGACAAAAAAGAGACAAAUCGACAGUCCAGAAAAGGCUCAGACGCAAGGGAUGUGAAGUCCAAAAAGACACAUCCUAAGGUAUCUGAGACUGGAGAUAAAAACUCGAGAUCUCCAAUAAGUUCCACAGGUUCGUCCCAGUCUAGUUUAUCUCCUGUAAUACAGACAAAAUCUAACCAUGUUUCAAGCUCGGUGUCAGUUCUUGUGAAGGCUGCGGAAAAGGUAAAACCAUUGGCAACCAAAGAACAGCACGUGGCACCAAUCCGAGCCACGACAGAAGCCACCGUUAAAACCCAAACUUCUGAUGACACUAAAGCCACCAUGAAAGGUCUGGUAGCGACUGUUGAGGUAACGGGGUCAACGCGUUUCGGAGGAAAUGGUUUGUCAUCUCCAGGAAUGACUGAUUCAUCCAAAAAUACAUGUCGAGAGAAAGAGAGCACUGUUACGUGUGUGAAGGGUCAACAACAGUGGCUUUCUGCAGAGGACAAUUCGAAAACUCGGAGUAACUCAAAAACCGAGAGUUCUGUGAAACCGUUAACUCGGGGAGUGCAACAGUGUAAAUCCAAGGAUUUAAAAUCUAAACUUCACGAAAAAAGCUUGCGUUCUCGUGAAUCACGGAGAAAGUGUGAUGGUCACGGAAAGGAUGACAGUUCUUCAUCAGCAGGAAUGAACAUACCUAUUGGAAUAGCCGUGGCACAGAAAAGGGAGGAGUUUAAGGAGGAGAAUGUCGAGCCAGACACCGACCCCACCCCAGACCCCGCCAGGAACCCCGGUGAUGUUCGCAGGAGUCCGAGGGACGGGGAAUCGCACCCCAUCCCGACGGUUCAUCACAGAGGCGAUGGACAACCGAGUGCAUUUGGAGGACCCAUCAUAUCAAAAUCAACGUCCCCAAAUGCGCCUGCUCCGGACAUGCGAAACACACUUCCAGCAAAUCUCAUUGUCACUGGUUCAGCGACUGGGACAGGCAUCGCUUGGUCAGAUGAUCCGGCCGCUCGUCACUUCGGUCCGUGGCUUCAAACAGGCCAUGGUAUGAAUCCUGCAUCUUGGAUUGGGCAAAUGCCUUUCACUCUUCCACCGAACAUUCCUACAACAUCCGGUACGACGGAUCCCAGUCAACUUCCGGUGUCUGUACCUCCAGGCUACAAGCUGGUGCAGGAUUCGGUUACUGGGCAUCUGAUCAUCAUGCCGGCGUCAAAUUUAGAAAUGUACGACCCAAGCAGGAUGUGGCCGGGUGGUUUUUCCAGUACAACCCACCCAAAUACAUUCCAGCAGAUCAUGGCAGUCCACCAACAGAACCAGAUCCAACACCAGGUGAUAGGGCAUCCUGGGGACAGACAGCCUACAUCAGAUUUUGCUCUGGCAGUUCAGCAGUACCAGCAACAACUACAGCAUUUAUAUCAAUCACGUCCUGAAACUGGGUCAGCUGAGACAUGUACACCACCCUCAGGUCAGGCUACCAUUGUUGACCACUCAAAAUCAUUCGAUAAUACGACUUCAAAAGAAAUCCAUACUUCCGGCAAAACUUCCUCCUGUCCGUCCACAGAGGCCGACCACACCGGCAAAUCAGCAACUGUGGUGCCCCACCAACCCAUUCAAGACCUUACCCUACAUAAUGGACAGCCCUUGUCCUAUCAGUAUCCCGCCUUACCGCUAGUCUACAGUCCAUCUCUGCUCCCCUCGAUCCCCAUACAGGACUCUGUCAAAACGGAAACGUCAACGGUGCAAUCACGAGGGACGUCACCCAUGGUUCCUGCGAGUGAGAUCGACGAUACGUCACAAGAGGUGAUAGAUGCAGCUCCGUCUACAACACAGUCCAUGUGUGACAUUAUAACGGAUAUCACAAAUGUUUCCCAGAGUAUUGCGUCAGUACAAACGUGUACUACGAACGCAUCCUCUUCUUCAGGACUUGUGACUUCGGUAACCUGUUCAAUAGACAAGUCAGUGUCAAGUGAUGAAUCCAAGGCAGGCUCGUGUGACAUCCCCAUUCAAUCAUUAGACAGUGAUCAUUCUAGUAAAUCAGAAAAGGAACAAUCUUUACUGAAAGAAGAAACUCCUGAAGUUAAACUGGACACAAACAGAAUAACGCCAUCUACUUCAGUGACUACUGACGAGUGCGUGAAAGAAGUUAGUGAACGUUCUGAAUCUAAGGAAACUACCGGUGAUGUUAUUUGUGUGAAAGAGAACGAACCUAAGCAGAACCCUAGUGAUUAUAAUCCAUUCUUAGACCCACAGAUUCUCCAGGCUGCUGACGGAUUAGAACUUCUCAGCACACUCGCAGAAAUUAGAGCAAAAUGUGUGACUUUAGAAACGCCAGUUGUUCCUCCUAAUGAAUCCCAGAUGGUAUCCUCCGCUACUCCCGACGCUAAAGGGACAACGGGAGUAUCUGGGGCAAAAACGGAAAAAACAUGCAACUCUUCUAAGGAUCCAAAGGACAAAGAGGAUAUCAUUGAUAAAAAGGUUUCCAAAGAAACCGAAAAAAAUGAAAAGAAGGUAACCACACAGGAAAAACCAAAACCUAGUGUUCAACGCAGUAAUUCCGAUACCCCAAAACAAUCCAAGAAGAAGCCGCUCAGUCGCACGCGGUCGAUUCCUGCUAAAAGCGACCCAAAAACCGAACCAGCAAGUUACUAUACAUCAACGGGCCUCAAAAUUCCACAAGGAGAAGAGGAAAUCAAUGCCAUCGAAUUGGACAUGCGCAUUAGACUUGCAGAACUCCAGCGACUUUAUAAAGAAAAACAACGGCAGCUAGCGAAACUUCACCCGAAACGGGAGAAAGACGAUCCCCUUUCUAAACGAGGACCGGGACGACCAAGAAAACGGAAGCAUCAAACAGUGCCAGAUACACAGAAGCAGGAACCUGUACAACCGAAAUCCAAUCAGACAAAGACCAAAGAACCAGUGGUCAAGAAAAAGAAACAGGCCGAGGAACUUGUAGACAGAGUGUUUCGAAAGACCGGCGGAGGAUUUGGGAUGCCACUCAGCAAGAAGCUGAAAGCAAAUGCCAUGGCAGCUUUAUUCAAAACACAGUCCGGCUUUACAGUGAAACGGAAGGGAGUAACAUCCAUCCUACCGGGGGGAGGCAAAUCGUGUGAUUCUAUAAAAAUGAAUGAAAAAAAGUCUGUAGUUAAGAAGCAUGAAUCUAAGACAUCUAUCAUCAGUAAAGGUAAUCUGAAAUCUUCUACGCCGCCUGAUAAAAAGAUUGCCUCUUCGAACAAAGACAGUUUUGCUACACCUAAAAUGAAGACCGAGAGUUUUUCCACUGGACUAGUAACAAAACAGACGAAACCAAAGAAAACUCUACCGGAACAGGAUAAAGUUCCUGGACCAGAGGAGUGCGGACUUGGUAUGUUGGCUAAUGUAGCAGACGACAGCGGUCUGGGUGUACUUGCAAAGUACGCAAGUUGUGCUGUAGCUGAGCACAUUCCCGCCAAAAAGCAUAAAAAGAAGCGAGAGGAGGAAGGUGUGUGUACUACAACAAUGAAGCCGGACACCAAUGCUGUUUCUGCUGACACCCCUCUGAAUGAUACCCCUGUAUCAGAUAGUACAGAAGUUAACACUGCUUGCCCCAGUACAAAUACUACCACGCCUGCAGUAAAACGAGAAUCCGAAUCGGAUUCCACACCGGAAAGCUCUUCGUCUGUCAAUAAGAAGCGGAAGCCUGGUCGACCUCGCAAAUGUAAUCCCAACACGACACCUGGUGUUACAGAAACCAUUGUUGCAAGAAAUUCUAAAAACUUCUUCUACCAUUUCCAUUCGUUUGAGGAUGUUGUGAAAGCACAUUCCAACACAUCGGCACAGGAACGGAAGGCAAAGGUGGAAUCUUCUGCUCCUAUGGAACCACUGUAUCUAGACCAGGAAUGGUUUAUUCGGAGAAGCGAACGGAUUUUCCUCAGUGAACCAAGUCCACAACCUUCACCAAACACCGCUAAUGUCAUAGUGAACACUCCUAAACCUCCAUCUGUGGUUACGCCACCUGCUAAAAAGUCUUCGCCAACAACAACGCCCUCUCCAGCCAAAUCGAAAAGUGAAAAAGCAACGCCAACGACAACGCCCUCUCCAGCCAAAUCGAAAAGUGAAAAGGCAAAACUUCAAAAGGCCAAAAAUAUCAAGGAGCUUACACAGAAAGUCAAAAAUAAAUACAACAAGGCAUUCCAAUACAAGAGCAAAGCGAAGGAAUCCAAACACAAACCAAAACAAAAGAAGGAACGUACAAAGUCCGAACCGAUAGCUUGUGACUACGAUUCGGAUAGCAGUGGAAGUGACAAUAUCCCUCUGAGUGUGCUGCGCGAGAUGCCUGCUAUCCCAGAGCCUCGUUCCUGCGCUAUAAGUAAGGACGAAUUAGCCGAUAACCUGAGGGUUCUAGUGUUUAAGGACGGCCUGUUCUAUGAGGGAGCUGUCCAAGGUAUUCGUCCUCCUGACGUGUACGGCGUUCUCAUCGACAACGAGAGGGGCAACCGUCCUCACAUCUACUCCCAAGAGGAGAUCCUUCAGGAGGUGAUUGUAGAUGUGAAACCAAGCACAACUCGGUGCCUCCUCGAAGGAACACGUGUGUGCGCCUACUGGAGCCAACAGUUCAGUUGUCUGUACCCAGGCACGGUGGCGAAAGCGAGUCCAAACCCUCACGCCGAUACCGGUUCCAUCAAUGUGGAGUUUGAUGAUGGCGACUCUGGCCGUAUUCCAUUGGAUCAUAUCCGAAUGCUUCCGAAGGACUUCCCUCAUGUUUCAUAUGAUCCAAAUCCCCUAUUAUUGAUUGGUAAGCGACGUCGUCACACAACCUCUGAUAGCUUGGAACCACCUCGAAAACCCCAAAACUCCGCACAGUCCUCGGAGUCAACCCUGAAAACAAAACGGGGCCCGGGUCGACCUCCAAAGCAGAAGAAGGAUGAUGCCGGUCAACCGAGCGACGCGUCUGCAGCAGAGGAGGAGGAGGAGGAGGAAGUCGAUGUGUGUGGAUUCGAUGAAGAUCGUGAUGAUGUAUUUAACAAUGGUUUCUCGAUGGAAACUUUCCGUAAGGAGAGAGCGAAGUCAAGUAAUGCUAAGGAACAUGAUACUAAACAAAAGAAAAGAGAUCGGUCAUCGAAUGGUACCGGUAAAGACUCUGAAACGGAGCUUAAAUCUAGUGGGAAGAAACGGAAAAAGGAUCAAGAGUAUUCCGAGGAUUCUAGGGAUUCGGAUAUUUCUGAUGGUGGUGAUGUUUCUGAUGAUGGUUCGAGGAGCUCAGAUCAAGGUAAAACACGAUAUCAUUGUAAGGAUUCUAGCAUCAAAAGUAAGAAACUUCAUGUCACCUCUUUGAUUAAGGCAGCUACAUUUGAGUACAAAUCUUCAGGAUCCCUCCAUAUUCUAAAUAGGAACAAAUGUGAAAGUAGAAAUGACAAUUUGUAUGUGGAAAGUGAAAACGAUUAUCAGCAGUGGGAUGGUGAUAUUUAUUCCUUUGGUGAAGACGCUAGCACUUCAGGACAUCACGCCAAACCCAAGUGCACAAAAAGAUCACUUUCCACUGAGAGUAAAAGCAAAAUCGCAGCAUUUCUUCCCGCAAGGCAGCUUUGGCGAUGGUCAGGAAAGUGUACAAAGCGGCCAGGUCUCAAGGGAAAGGCCAAAAAAGAAUUCUACAAGGCUAUAGUUAGAGGUCGAGAGAAUAUUCUGGUUGGAGACUGCGCAGUGUUUCUCUCCACUGGAAGACCCCACCUACCAUACAUAGGUCGCAUAGACAGCAUGUGGGAAGCUUGGGGAGGUCAGAUGGUUGUCAAAGUCAAGUGGUUUUACCAUCCAGAGGAGACACGGGGAGGGAAGAAACUCCAAGAUAUGAAGGGGGCCUUGUUCCAGUCCCUUCACAUAGACGAGAACGAUGUCCAGACCAUUUCACACAAGUGCGACGUACUUUCUUACAAGGAAUUUUGUAGGCGACAAAAGGAAUUACGAAAAAAGUGUGGGAAUGGAGAGGAGCAGGAUGUGUAUUAUUUAGCGGGAACAUACGAACCAACUAUCGGGUUGUUAAAAUUCGAAAAAGACAUAGAUAUCACUUGAGUAAUAGCAGAAAUGGACUUACUGAAAUUACGCAUAUGUAGUGUUGAUAAGAUAAGUUAUUAACACCUGUUGUGAUAUAAAACACAAUACAAUUUGAAAUAGUUAAGAUGAUGAUACAUGUGACGUUAUUUAUAGAUAUAUGGCGUCUUCCUACUGUGAUAUUUUAAAUCCCGAGACUUAUUGUCUAUGACUAUAUCAAUCAGUUUGCCGCGUAAAGAUAUCCUUUUACAGUGAGGACAAAGGUUGUUAUGCUAAUAUAGGAAAUUUUACCCAAAACUAUACAAGUAUUUUUGUCUUGUACAUAAUACGGAAUGAGGAACUGUAACUCAUCGAGUUUAAAGGUUGAAUGAUAAUGGCGUGCUAAAAUACUUGACAGAGGUGACAGUAAGGAAAGCAUAUGAGAUGGUUUGGGUUAGUGGCACCGUGAUAAACCACCUUGUGUUAUAGGUAGUCCGUCACAGUUAUUUGUUCGAAGUUUGAAGCAUAUUAUGGCUCAUGUUGAACGUUUUACUACAUCCGAAUUGGUGAUGAUGUGUUCUGUAGUUUUAAUGUCGUCUGAUGCCGAAACUAAACACAUUGUGUCAGUGUUGAGAGAUAGGUGACUGUUAUGUAUUUUAUAAGUAUGGAAACGGAUACACAAUGUCGGCAAAGAUUGGUGCUUUCAUGAGCCAUGGCUCUUUAAUGUUGAAAUAUAUAAAUAAUGUUACGCCUAUAUCUUUUUUUUUAAUUUUAUGCUUGUUAGACCAUUCAUAAUUCUCAUUUCUUCAAAGGUCCUAUGUAUAUAAUAUAAUAAUCAUAUUUGGCUUUCUUUGUGCAAUAAGUGAUGCAUUUGCAUCUACAUAUGUUAUCCUUGGUUGUCGUCCAUAUAUUGUAUAUACUGUAAUUUUCUACCACAAAUGUGCCCGAAAGAUGCAUUUGAUAAGUGCUUGACAUAUGAAAGUGCUGAAAGUCUAUAAUAUACGAUUUAUAUAUUGUUUCCUGUUUAACCGCAUCCUUCCUACGGUUGCGAUGACCCGUUGCAUAUAUUUUAUGUUUGUUGGAUUAUUGCAUUUGAAAAUAUUGAUUAGUUGAUAUAGUUACUUGAAAAUGAAUAAUAUGAAACAAGUUAUAGAAUUUGAGCUACGUAAACUACCCUUAAACAUUCUGAAACUUAAAAAAACACACUCAUUAUAUCUGAACUGAAGCAAAUAACAAACAAUAUCAGAAAAAGUCUACGCAACCCAGCGAUAUAUAGACAGGAUCAAAUAAGUAUGCACAAUAUGUCUACAAAUAAAUCCGUAAUGUUUUGUAUACAAAAGCAUCUUGUCACAACUAAUCUUAAUAUCAACAGGCUACACAAUUACUUAUGUUGGUUCAUCUUUGAAGUCUUUCAGAAAGAGCAAAUAAUGAUUGUUUCAAUAUAUUGUAGGUCAUGUGAAUGUUUGUGUCUAUUUGUAUUGGCGCCAAGCGCCACUGAGACUGUCGUAAAUGGAGUAUAUGGAAUGUUUGAAUGUUUAAACAGCAUUUCAAUAAAAACUUUGUAACUUAUUAUCUAGUAAUUAUUUUAAGGUGAAUUAUUGGUAAAUGAUUAAACCUGUAUCAAAAUAGAUUCUAUCAUAACUAAUUAAUAUGUUUGGCAUAAACCAAAAUAUUGAAGUAUAAAGGAACAAAAAUAACAGAAAAUGGUGCGUCUAAAGUAGUUUAUACAUUUAUACAGAAUAAGGAACCACCAUUUUCUUUUACAAUGUUAUUACACUGGAUGCUUUGAUAAGCUUUAUUAGUCCUCCACCGGAAACCAGAGUAGGGGAGACUAGUUUUUCGUUCUGUCCGUCCGUCCGUCCUCUAUCUUGUCUGGAAUCUGUCCUCUACACUACUUGUCACUGACUCUUCAUGCUUGAGGCAUGGGUUCACCUAGGUUAGGCGGCGUGCCAAAUGUCAAACAUAGGUCACUCUGACCUACAGUUUGACAUUUGACCUACAUCAAAGAAAAAGUUUGUCCGGACUAGAACUUCAUAUUUCGGAUAAAGGGUCAUCUUGGUAAGGCGGUGUGUAAUGUUUCAAAAGUAGGAAGCUCUGACCUAUAUUUCGACCUACAUUGAAGAAAAAAUAGAAAUAUCCUGACUGUAUCUCGUGGAACUUUAUAACGGUUCAACUUAUUUGAUACGAAUUUAUCAUCUGUGCAUUCUUGGCAUAUAAUUCCACAUCCGGUGGGGGACAGUAAUUCCCUGAAUCCGAAUGGUCUUGUUGGAAAUUAAAUUUAAUAAGGGUUUAUGGCUAUUUGGAUAAUGUAGGUAACCAGGCCAAAGAGCGCGAGUUUACGAGGAAAUGAAAACGCUAUAAGUGCGUGAGGACGAGAUUAUGAGUAUCGGAAAGGGAGAAUUGAUUAGAACAUUAUGAGUGUUCGUGGAAGGGAAUGAGGCGCUUUGUAUGUGUGUAGCAAAAGGAAGAACGUUGCGAAUAAAUAUUGAAAGAGAGCAUCUAGACGUCAGAGGUCUGUAGGUGGGGAGAUGGGGAAUGGGAGUGCUAUGAGUUUGUAUGGGAGGGGAGGAAGGGGGUCAUUUUGUGUGUAUGAUGAAGAUAAUUGGGAGUUCGUUAACGCAUGUGGAGUAGGAACCGUAAUGUCUGUAUGUUGGAAAGAACAGACAAAAUGAGUUUUGUGAGAGCAGAAGAAUCAUAGCGUAAGGAGUUUCCGUUGGCGUGAGACAUGUGACGUAAUGAGCAUACAGUAUAUGGGGAUGGGGUUGUGACGUAAUGAGUAAACAGUAUAUGAGGAGGGUGUGUGUGACGUAAUGAGUAUACUAUAUGGGGUAGGAUAUGUGCAGUACUGAGUAAACAGUAUAUGGGGUAGGAUAUGUGACGUAAUGAGCGUACAGUAUAUGGGGUGGGAUAUGUGACGUAAUGAGCAUACAGUAUAUGGGGUGGGUUAUGUGACGUAAUGAGCAUACAGUAUAUGGGGUGGGAUAUGUGACGUAAUUAGUAUUCAGUAUAUGGGGUAGGAUAUGUGACAUGAAUGUAUGUUGGGAAGAGAAAUGAGAGCGAAAUGAGUAUCUAGUAUGUGAUAUGGAACAAUGUGACGUAAUGAGUGUAUGUGGGGGUGGGAAAUGUGACGUUAUAAUUGUACAGGGUAUUGGGUGGGAUUUGUGACGUUGUGUGAGUAUGUGGGGUGGGACAUGUGACUAAUGAAUAUACAGUGUGUUGGGGUGGAAAAUGUGACGUAAUGAGUGUAUUUGGUAGUGGGAAAUAGUAGUUUAUAUGUGUAUGUCGAGGGAACGUUAUGUGUGAAGAGGAGAAUCUAGGUGUAGGGGAAAGGAUUGCAGCGUUAUAAUUACAUGUGGGAGGGACAAGAGCAUUGUGCGUGUAUGUAAUUACAUGUAUACAAGUGUCAAGUGACGUAUACAUGAGUAUGUACAAAUGUAUACGUGAUAUAUGUAUAUGUUUAAAAGGCUUACAUGUGUGAUAUAUGUUUGGUUAAAUGUAUGUGUAAUAUAUUUGUCGAAGGCAUGUAUGUGAUACAUGGUUUAUGCGCAUUGCAAGAACAAUACUUAUAGUUAUGAUAUGGCAGAAAUGGCAAUUGUAUAUAAUGCAUAUUGUCUUUUUAACGUCUAAAACAUCAGACACUUACCCGUGACUUGUCUCAAUAAAGUUACUGCUCAUUUAAAAA
Pecten maximus is the source of this 10632-nucleotide messenger RNA. Its product is annotated as BAH and coiled-coil domain-containing protein 1-like. Gene Ontology annotation, molecular function: chromatin binding; DNA binding. NCBI's taxonomy places the organism in Eukaryota, Metazoa, Mollusca, Bivalvia, Pectinida, Pectinidae. The record is from RefSeq and is a predicted model, not a curated record.